AUGGUAGCUACGAUUAUAGAAGCCACUAAAGGAGAAAUCCAAAGGGAUAGCAUGAUCCCAAAUAUUGUGAGUAGGAAGAGAGAAUAUGAAAGGUUGGAUUUGGGAUCAAUGCGAUCCCUUUGGAUGCCUCCUCAAGUGAAGCUAGCUCAGAAGUAUAGUGUUAGCAUACGAGAAGAAAACAGUACUCUCCAAAAGUUGCUCCAUGAGGAAGACUUCACAUAG
This is a messenger RNA of Sphenostylis stenocarpa, 222 nucleotides long. The record is from the annotation of a GenBank genome assembly. NCBI's taxonomy places the organism in Eukaryota, Viridiplantae, Streptophyta, Magnoliopsida, Fabales, Fabaceae.